Messenger RNA from Pieris macdunnoughi, 6639 nucleotides. NCBI's taxonomy places the organism in Eukaryota, Metazoa, Arthropoda, Insecta, Lepidoptera, Pieridae. The record is from the annotation of a GenBank genome assembly.
AUGGAAGAUCAAGACAAGGAUGAGGGGCCCGGCGUGCCCGACAUGACGAUGAUGCCGCUCAUCACAGAAGACGCUAUAAAUGAAAACCUCAAGCGGCGAUAUAAACACGACCUUAUAUAUACUUAUACAGGUUCAAUUCUUGUGGCCGUCAAUCCGUACAAGGAGCUGGGAUGUUAUAAUUUCGAGGAUAUGCAAACGUACCGUGGCAAAGCGUUUGGUGAUCUUUCUCCUCAUGUAUUCGCAUUGGCAGAAUCAGCGUACAGCUCCUUACAGAAUGGCGAGAAAAAUCAAUCAGUUGUGAUUUCGGGAGAGAGUGGUGCCGGGAAAACGGAAACAACAAAACUAAUUCUUCAGUACCUCUGCGCGGCUGGUGGACAGGCUUCGUGGGCCGAACAGCAGAUCCUCGAAGCCAACACUGUGUUAGAAGCGUUCGGAAACGCAAAGACAGUGCGAAAUGAUAAUUCAUCGCGUUUCGGCAAGUUUGUUGAAGUUCGACUCGACCAUCGUGGAGGUAUAAGAGGCGCAGUGUUGAGAGAUUUCCUUCUCGAACGAGCGAGGAUCACUGGCCCAGCGCCGAGAGAAACCAACUAUCAUGUCUUCUAUCAGUUGGUAGAGGGCGCAAGACAUAAUGCCGAACUCAAAAAUAUCCUUCGCCUCCGAGAUGGUGUCACCUUCAAGUACCUACGACCUGAAGAUGAAGAGGCAAGAAGUCGUGGUGGGGAACAGGGCAAGCUGGAGGCGUUACAACUGGCCCUAACAGUGCUCCAAGUGCCACCACACAUGUGCGAAGGCUUAUUCAAAGUAUUGGCUGCGGUAUUGUGGCUGGGAAAUAUACAGUUUCAGGAUAUAGACGGUGAACGUACCACACUGGCCCCAGAAGACGCAGAGGCUGUAGAUGCAGUAGCUAAUUUAUUAGGAUUGGCUCCGCCCACCGCACGACGAGUACUAUUGGAGAGACAGAUCAACGUGCGUGGGAACGUCACUGAUAUUCCGUUUAGAUUGCCCGAGGCAAGAGAAAACCGUCACGCUAUGGCCCGUGCUUUAUACUCUCGAACAUUUGCCUGGCUCGUCCGCCAUGUCAACAGCUGUUCUGCACCUGGAAGAGAGGCGAGACGAGCUUUAGGAGUUCUAGAUAUUUUCGGAUUUGAGAAUUUUGCGUCUAAUUCUCUUGAACAGCUAUGCAUCAACUAUGCGAAUGAGAAACUCCAUAUGUUCUUCAACAAUUAUGUGUUCGCGUUGGAGCAAGAAAUUUACCGUCAAGAAGGUAUAAUAUACAACCAAAUACCAUUCACGGACAAUGCUGCCUGCUUAGAAUUGCUCGAGAAACCACCAAGAAGUCUGCUUAAACUGCUCAGCGAACAAUGCCAUAUGCCUAAGGGCUCUGAUAGCGCAUACCUAACAAACAUUCAAGGUGAAUUCGGCGACCAUCAGACGUUCGUGAAAGGAUCCCGUAGAAAAUGGGAAGAGGAAUUCGGCGUACAACAUUAUGCGGGCACGGUUACGUACAGCGUACACGGGUUCGUCGAUAAGAAUCGAGAUACCCAACAGGACGCGUUCAUAGACCAUCUUAGUCGAUCCGCUAAUCCAUUUGUACGGGAAUUGGCGGAUUAUGUACAGGAUUUGGCACCGCCUGGACAGGACGUUUCUCUAUCGAGUCCCGGUUCAACAAGUACAACACAACGAGGCACUUCUAAAGGACGGCCAACUGUUGUCGACACCUUUAGAGCGCAAUUGCAGUCUUUAGUCGACAUGUUACAAGUUACUGAUGUUUGGUACGUCCGUUGUAUAAAGCCAAACGAAAACAAAGUGGCUGGUAAAUUCAAUGAAAAACUUGUGUUGGAACAACUCAGAUAUUUGGGCAUGAACGAGAUAGUACGGAUCCGAAGAGACGGGUAUCCGGUUCACUUACCAGCACCGCUGUUCCGAGCUCGGUACAGAUGUCUCUUACCCCAUCCGAGGCCCUUAGAACCGGAUAUAACAGACAUUAUGUUACUAGUAAAUGCACCGAAAGACGACUGGCAAAUUGGUCAUACUAAAAUAUUCAUGAGAAGUUCAGUACACGCACCUCUAGAAGCUAAAAGGACAGCGUUGCUUCAGUCUUCGGCGUUACUCAUUCAAAAGUGGUACAAAGGUUCAAUAUCGCGUCGUCAAUAUCUUCAAUGGCGGAAGGCAGCAAUCGUACUUCAAGCUGCGUGGCGAGGCUGGUACGAAAGAACUGUCUUUUUGCGACUUCGAAGAGCAGCUCUUACACUGCAGAGGCAUCUGAGAGGAGCCUUUGCGAGAGAAGUUGCUGCUGCUUUGAGGGAAAUGAAGAGAGUCAAUCAGGAGAUGAAAUUGAGGGAAGAGAGGAAUAGCCUUGCCGAAAAAGCAGAACAAGAGCGCGCUGAGUUGGAAAGUAUGGCGGAGAACCUACGCGGUAUAAAUUGUUCCGCUCGCGCAGAAUCCGUUAAUUUAGACAAUCUCUUCGAUUUCUUGGCGGAUGUACCAGCCCAAAGGGGCGCGCCGGAUGGACAACCAGCUCAUCAACCCACUAUUAAUGAGAUUGGAGACUCUAUUGAACGGCUGGCUGAUGAUUUGAAUCAGGAGUUGGAACACGUCCUAGCGGAAGAGAUGAGUGAACUAACUAAGCACCCAGACCAACGGAAGCCUGAUGGUGCACCAUCUGAUGCCUUUCCACCACCACCACCACCCCCAAACUCACUACCCUUACACUCUAUACUUCACCCGGCGACACCUGUCUCCAUGAAUGGUAUUGUCAAUGGGUCACCUGAGAAUAUGACGACCUCAAUGAACGGUCGCAUACCGAACGGCGAUGCGAUGUCAUCGUCUCUCAUUCUCCCACCACCUCCGGUAUCAGAGCCAUUGGUGGAAGGCUCUCCAGCCUUCCCGUCACCACCACAAUGCUCUUUACCAGAACCGGCCGGACCUCCGCCGCCGCCCCCUGUCAAAGAUACCACACCACCAGAACUGACAAAUGGCAUCGUGCCGAACGGAAAGCUUGCUGUUAUCAAAGACAAAGAACCUAUAUACGAAUCUGUUAUACCGAGACCAAAUGACACAGAACCCGUCAUGUUGCCCCCACCACCACCGAUUUAUCCACCAGAAAAUAAUGGCUUACCAAACAAAACGCCCGAAAUGGAACCGGAAGCUCCAUUACCGCCAUUGCCGAGUAAUCUUACGUCACCGGAACAAGUGGAAACACCUUCUGUUGCAAUGGAAUGUAUAAGUCCGCCUCCCAUGACUAAUGGAGAUGUAAGUAAUACCGAAAGAAGCGCUCGUAGAAAAGAACGAGUGGAACGUCGGUUACAUCAACUAGAAGCACCAGUUAGUACUGAUGCACCCGCAGAUACUGACUUGUCUGAAUUUGCCAAACUAUACUUCAACGACCAUCCGCGAUCACCUGAAGGUACAAUAAUGGCUACAUUAACUCGUAAAAGCAAGUCAAUGGAGCUGCUGACCAAAGAGGAAAUGAUAACAUACCACAAAGGCAAUAAUAUACCCACAUCGCAUAUACAACUUCAUGAUCCAGAUAGCGUGACAGCUGCGGUUAACAUUUUUAGAGAUCUCUGCCGUUACAUGAGAGGUGAGCUUACAUCUGAGAAAGAAACACAAGUGAUUCAAUCUAUCAUCUCCAAAGGCUUAGAACGCGAGGAACUCCGCGAUGAAAUACUUGUGCAGUGUGUCCGGCAGAUAACCGAAUGUCCUGUAGAGGAAUGGGCUGAACGCGUAUGGCUCAUUCUCUGCUUGUGCGCGGUUGCCUGGCAACCAAGUCGUGGACUAGCGCGAUACUACUGCGCAUGGCUUCGUAUGCGCGCGAAACCCGUGUUAGGUUCGCCCGGGGCUGGAUCUAUGACGUCAGUGGGAUCUGUGACGUCAAGCGCACGCGCAUCCCAUUGUGCGCAGUGGUGUUUGGAUAAUUGUAGGGGUGCAGCGCCAAGGCAGUUCCCGCCUAGCACAGUUGAAAUUGCUGCAAUGCGCCGACUCGGCACAAUAGUCUGCCGAUUCUUCUUCCUCGACGGCAGAACUAAGGCCAUCGACGUACAUCCUGCUGAUACGGCAGCAGCAGCCGCCGCAAGACUAGCCGAUAAGCUGGGAUUGCCGCCACAGGCGCGCGCCGGUUGGGCCGUAUAUCAGCAACGAGCUAGUACUGAAGAGCAUGUUAGAGCCACGCAGUAUCUGUAUGACGUUAUCGCUGCUUGGGAGAUGCAACAAGGACCUGGCGGUGGAUCAGCUGAUAAUCGUUUCGUGUUUAAAAGACGUCUAUUCCGAGGUGGGCGUGAACUUCCACAUGACCCGGUAGAAGUCGCUUUGCUGUAUGCCCAAGCUGUACAUAGUGUUGUCAAGAUGGACGAAUUUCCCGUAUCAGAAAAAGUGGCUUUACAAUUAGCGGGCUUACAAGCACAAGUGUCGUUAGGCGAACCUGCCGCUAGUCCACCUCCACCUCACACCCGGGCCUAUUAUUCGCAUCCCGAACAAUUCCUUCCACCACGAAUAGCUAAGACCAGGCCGGCACAUCAGUGGGCAACAAUAUUAGCCCAAGCUCACAGACAAUAUGGCGCGGGUAGAGCGGAGCUUACGGCAAAAGCUCUUUAUCUCUCUUGUGUCAUGCAGUACCCGUUGUACGGAGUCACUUUGUUCCCCGUCACCUAUAAAGGAUAUUGGGCACACGGUCCAAAUGUGUUACUUGGAGUUGGGUCAGAAGGGGUCGUUUUAGUUCGACCGGCUGAUAAAGUGGUUUUAGCGGAAUACCCAUAUUCAAACAUAGCAGCGAUACUCAUGGACCCUGUGGAUAACGGACUAACCCUCAGUCUGACGCAUCAUGGACAGCAUGACGGUCUUCGGUGUAUAGUCCUCGAAUGUGCCCAAAAACAAGAAGCGGCGUGGCUCAUGGCAGCAUACAGUCCCACCCUCAGUAAUAGCCUGUCAGAAGAACCACCGAGGCGUGCGGCCCCAGUAAGCGAGCGUACACGUCUAGCGGGCGCAUUACGAUCAGCGCGUCGUGCUCUUAUCGAUGGCGGGCUUUUAAGGCGACCACCGGAUUUGUCUGCUGGUGGUUUCUUGAGAAAUACACUUAGAAGGCUAAGCAAGCACCGAUUAGAACGAGUUAGACUCGAUAUAUCAGCGGAAUCUCAAGGCGAAAGCUACAAAAGCUUCUCAGCGGCAUAUUGGUGUUGGGCCCGAACAUUGCCUCAUUCGCUCACUAAACUUAAUGAGGCUGAGGAAGUUGCUGCUAUGCAGAUCUUCAAGGACAUAAUGAGCCACGCGGGUCUAACCAGCAACGAAGGCAGCAGCAGUAACCUCGCUAGUAACAGUAGCGUCAGCAGCCACGAGAGCGACAGUGACGAUAGAGUGGCACUCGCGCAGUCACUGCUCCAACGAUGUCUGCAGAAAGACACACUGCUUUGUGAACUGUACAUGCAACUUAUAAAACAGACAACAGACCAUCCAGAACCCAGUUCCCGUGUAUCAGCGCGACACUGGGCAUUGCUUUGCGCUGCGGUUGGAGCCGCUUUGCCCCCUGCGAAGCCUCUGCGGAGGUUGUUAUUAGCGCAUUUAAGAUACCGAGCUGCCGCCUUGCAUACCGGGGAAGAGGGAAAGUUUGCUAGACGGGCAGAACAGGUGGCACUAAGCAUAGCCCAAGUGCCGAGACGCGUAGCAGCACCUUCCAAAGAGGAGUUGCUAUGUGCGGCAGCGCGACGGCCAAUGCAUGUCCGAGUGUUGUUAUUGGAUGGAAAACAACAUGGCCUUGUAUUCGGACCGGCAGCUACUGCUGACCAUCUUGUGGCCAUGCUGAGAGAGAAAAUUGGACUUACUGAUACCGCUACUGGUUACGCCUUAUACGAGGUAUGCGCCAACUCGUCCCCAGCGGGUACGGGGGAGCGUGCAUUGGGCGGGGCCGAACGUGUUGGAGACGUACUCGCUCGAUGGGAGAAGGCCGGCGCAACUGCGGCCGCUUGCAGGCUAGUAUUCAAGAAGCGCCUGUUCCUUGGUGAACGGCCACUUCACAGUGCUUGUGGGGCGGAAUUAGAGUUAUUGUAUUACCAACUACUGCAUGCUGUGAGACACGACCGCCUGCCCAUUGAAACUGACGAAGCGGUAAUGGUAGCGGCACUCCACGCCCAAGUAGUGAAAGGCGAAUGUUCUGGAGGCGAGGAAUGUGCCGCGGCGGCAGUAGCGGUACUUCCAGCAAGAUUGGCUCCAGGGUUACCAGCUCCAGCUGUGCGAUUGCACCAUCUGGCUUUGCGGGGCACUCCGCCUCAUGCAGCUAUGCAAAGAGCUUUGACGUUGGCUGCUUCGUGGCCACUUGCUAGGGCCACGAUAUUCGAUGUUAUGCAAUCAUUUACAUCGAACUGGCCUCGAGCCCUCUGGCUAGCGGUAGAUGCACGUGGGUUGACAUUAUUACGACGCGGGUCUCGCGCUGCCUUGGUAUCUCACGACCACGACCAGUUACUGGCUGUGUCUCCAGCUCCAAGGGCUCUGUUACUCGUCACAAGGGCUGAUAAGAAACACGCCAAGCUGGUGCUUUCUACUGACCAGGCAUACCAGAUCGCGACACUGAUAAAGGACUACAUAGAAGCAGUGCGGGGCCCCGUGUGCCCCGCGGUGCCACAGCCAGGUGGCGCUCCAGCCGCAUCCUGA